CAUGUAACUAACAGUCAUGUUAGUCAAAAUAACAACAGGGCAGUUAGAAGAGUUCUCUUGAGUGGUCAGUCGGAGCUCAGACGAGCUGUCCUUGGACAUGUCACUGCAGUUGAACACAAUUUAACGAGAUGUUUUAAGGGCAAUGGAGAGCGAACAGGGUGAAUCAUUUGCGCGCGGCGGAGAUUCAUCCGGCUCGGACACGCUGUCAGAAGGCGAGACGCGAGCCAAGACAUAUGAGCCUGAGUUACACUUUGACGAAUUGAAAUGUCACUCCUUAUUUGUGGGUCUCGAGGGAACAGUGAAGGAGAAUGAUGCAAAGAAAAGAAACACGAUGAUGAAAGCGAGAAAGGGGGAUCACCAUGAAGGAGAAAAUGAAGGGGACGAGGAUGAACUGCCGGAUAACAUCCUCUACCCCCCCUCCAUGACCUUCCGCAAGUCCAGUAACCCCGAGGUCUCUCACGGCUCCAGCUUAGCUCUGAAAUUCAAACGACAGCUCAGCGAAGAUGGUAGGCAGCUCCGGAGAGGAAGCCUAGGGGGCGCCCUAACAGGAAAGUACCUGCUGCCGUACGUAUCAGCCCAGCAAGCAUGGCCGGCCACAGGCUCUGAGACCACAAACCUGGUGCGCAUGCGCUCACAGACCCUCGGCAAGUCUGCGCCCUCCCUCACGGCCAGUCUGAAGGAGCUCAGUCUUCCCAGACGAGGAAGCUUCUGUAGAACGAGCAACAGAAAGAGUUUGAUAGGAAGUGGACAGUCGUCAGCUCUUCCUCGACCACACUCACCUCUUUCAUCACACACAGGCACAAGUCCUCAAGACAGCCCUAGAAACUUCUCGCCGAGUGCUUCAGCUCAUUUCUCCUUCACACGCAGGACUGAUGGGCGGCGCUGGUCCUUGGCAUCCCUCCCCUCAUCUGGUUAUGGAACUAACACGCCCAGCUCCACCGUCUCUUCGUCCUGUUCAUCACAGGAGAAGCUCCAUCAGCUGCCCUUCCAGCCCACAGCAGAUGAGCUCCACUUCCUGUCCAAACAUUUCUGUACCGAGAGCAUCGCUGGUGACGACCGCAGGAGAGUCAAGCCCAUGCGGCCACGCUCUCGCAGUCUCAGUCCUGGAAGAUCUGCGUCAUGCUGUGACCAUGAGAUUAUCAUGAUGAAUCAUGUGUAUAAAGAAAGAUUUCCUAAGGCCACAGCUCAGAUGGAGGAGCGCAUCAAGGAGAUCAUUCAGAGCAACUCCCCUGAGAACGUCCUGCCUCUGGCCGAUGGUGUGCUCAGCUUUGCUCACCACCAGAUCAUUGAGCUGGCCAGAGACUGCCUGGAGAAGUCUCGCCUUGGCCUCAUCACCUCCAGAUACUUCUGUGAGCUCACAGAUAAACUGGAAAGGCUCUUUCAGGAGUCGACUGAGCGAUCGGAGAGUGCGGAGGUGACCUUCAUCAAGGAGCUGGUGAAGAAGAUCCUCAUUGUCAUCGCCAGGCCCGCACGACUCCUGGAAUGUCUGGAGUUUGACCCUGAAGAGUUCUAUCAUCUCUUGGAAGCUGCAGAGGGUCAUGCCAAAGAGGGCCAAGGCAUCAAAUCUGACAUCCCACGAUACAUUAUCAGCCAACUUGGUCUGACAAGGGAUCCACUUGAGGAAAUUGCACAGUUAACUAGCUAUGACAGCGGGAUUGCAGAAACACCCGAGACGGAUGACUCUGUUAGUUUGCACAGCCUGAGCGCAGCACUACGGUCCCGACGCAAACCCUGUGAACUCGACUUUGAGAUGAUCAAACUGAUCAGUAAUGGGGCUUAUGGUGCUGUGUAUUUAGUGAGACACAAAGAGACCAAACAGCGCUUUGCCAUGAAGAAGAUCAACAAGCAGAACCUGAUGCUGAGGAACCAGAUCCAGCAGGCGUUUGUGGAGAGAGAUAUCCUGACGUUUGCCGAGAACCCGUUUGUGGUCAGCAUGUACUGCUCCUUUGAGACUCGACGACAUCUCUGCAUGGUGAUGGAGUAUGUGGAGGGAGGUGAUUGUGCUACUCUUCUGAAAAACAUGGGACCUCUCCCGGUUGACAUGGCUAGAAUGUAUUUUGCUGAGACUGUGUUAGCGCUGGAAUAUCUCCACAACUAUGGAAUCGUCCAUCGAGAUCUCAAACCAGACAAUUUGUUGGUCACUUCAAUGGGACACAUCAAGCUGACAGACUUCGGCCUGUCGAAGGUGGGACUAAUGAAUAUGACCACUAACCUCUAUGAGGGGCACAUUGAGAAGGAUGCCAGAGAGUUCUCUGAUAAACAGGUGUGUGGAACUCCUGAGUACAUCGCUCCAGAGGUGAUCUUGAGGCAGGGCUAUGGGAAGCCUGUGGAUUGGUGGGCAAUGGGCAUCAUCCUGUAUGAAUUUCUGGUGGGCUGUGUACCUUUCUUUGGAGACACUCCAGAAGAGCUGUUCGGCCAGGUCAUAAGCGAUGAAAUAAACUGGCCUGAGGGUGAAGAUGCUCCACCAGCUGAUGCUCAAGAGCUCAUCACACUGCUUCUCAGGCAGAACCCGCUGGAGCGGCUUGGCACUGCAGGAGGGGCAUACGAGGUCAAGCACCAUCAGUUCUUUCACAGUCUGGACUGGAACAGUCUGCUGAGACAGAAGGCAGAGUUCAUCCCUCAGCUUGAGUCUGAGGACGACACCAGCUACUUUGACACACGAUCUGAUAGGUACCAUCACUUAGAAACUGAGGAGGAGGAGGAUGCCAAUGAUGAAGAUUUCAACGUGGAACUGCGGCAGUUUUCCUCAUCCUCACACAGAUUCUCCAAAGUGUACAGUAGUCUGGAUCUGUCUCGAGGACAGCUGGAGGAGAAAGGAGAACAGACAGAGAAGAAGACAGAAAGUCCACUCACCGUUGACUCACUGAGCUGGACUCCAGAUUUCACUGAGAUCCCAUCUCUCUCUCAUUCAUCUGACACCGAGAGCACCAGCCUGAGUAGAUGUUCGGGUCUUCUCCCUAAGUUUGCCAUCUCUGCAGAAGUGGAGGAUGUCGAGGGCUCCCUGGCUCUGGAAGAUCCCAGUAAAGUGACAUUCAGUAUUGGGGAGCUGCCUCAGGAUGAGCCGGAUCCAACCACACCCUGUAGCACCAUCAGUAACUGCACCCUCUCAGGCAGUUUCUCAGAACACCUGGAUCAGGUGCCGUCACGAGGAGAGGGAGUGGAAAGUCCGGAUAGUUCUUAUAAGGCCUCCUCUGAAACGGGCUCCUUCCUGAGUGCUCCCAGACCAGAGGCCACAGAAAGACAGUGUGCAGUCAGCAAAGUGCCAAAAUCAGUGUCUACCAGUGCUCUGUCUCUCAUGAUCCCUGGAGAUGUUUUUGGUGUGUCACCAUUAGCAAGUCCAAUUUCUCCAUACUCGCUGUCAUCUGACCCCUCCUCCCGAGACUCCUCCCCCAGCCGAGACUCCUCCCUCUCUUGUGUCGGCUGUCGUCAGCCAAUUAUCAUCCACAGCUCAGGGAAGAAGUUUGGAUUCACUCUGCGAGCGAUCCGGGUCUACGCCUGUGACAGUGAUGUUUAUACCGUUUAUCACAUGGUCUGGAAUGUAGAGGAUGGUGGGCCUGCUCAUAAAGCUGGUCUUAAAGCUGGAGACCUCAUCACUCAUGUGAAUGGAGAAACAGUUCAUGGACUGCUUCACACUGAGGUGGUGGAACUACUGCUGAAGAGUGGAAGUAAAGUUGCAAUAUCCACAACCCCUUUUGAAAACACUUCAAUUAAAACUGGUCCAGCUAGAAGAAAUAGUUACAGAAGCAAAAUGGUUAGAAGAACCAAAAAGCCCAAGAAGGAGAAGACACAAGAUAGGCGACGAUCAGUAUUCAAACGUUUUGCCAUGCAGCCCUCUCCGCUCUUACACACCAGCCGCAGUUUCUCGUCACUAAACCGCUCGCUGUCCUCAGGAGAGAGUCUGCCUGGAUCUCCCACACACAGCCUCUCACCACGCUCCCCUAUAGUUGCCUUUCGCUCAACACCCGAUUUCAACCAGUCAGGUGGCACUUCAUCACAGAGUAGUUCCCCCAGUUCCAGUGCUCCUAACUCACCUGCAGGCUCUGGUCACAUCCGGCCCAGCACUCUGCAUGGCCUGGGGCCUAAACUCCCUGGACGGCUCCGUCAGGGCCGACGCAAAUCAGCAGGGAGCAUUCCCCUCUCUCCACUGGCUCGCACACCCUCUCCAACCCCUCAGCCUCAGCCCACCUCCCCUCAGCGCUCCCCAUCUCCCUUACUGACUCACACAGUGGGCAGCUCCAAAACUUCUCAGGCAUUCCCUGCCAAAAUGCACUCACCUCCCACGAUAGUCCGGCAUAUGGUGCGACCUAAGAGUGCUGAACCUCCUCGGUCACCACUCCUGAAGCGAGUCCAAUCAGAGGAGAAGCUAUCCCCCUCUUUUGCUGGAGACAAAAAGCAUUUAUGUUGCAGAAAGCACAGUUUAGAGGUCACCCAAGAGGAGGCCCAAGUAGAAUCCUCAUCUAGAGGGGAGCAUACCCCACCAUGCAUAGAGGAGAGCACUUGCUGUGAGCCGCCCACCAUUACUCGUGUGAGGCCAGCUGAGCAGGGUUGCUUAAAGCGGCCUGUAACCCGCAAGGUUGGCCGACAGGAGUCUUUAGAGGAGCUUGACAAGGAAAAGCUGAAGGCCAAAGUCGUGGUGAAGAGGCAGGACUGGGCUGAGAGACGAGAGUCUUUGCAAAAACAACACAUCAUGCAAGAUGUAGAAGGUUCUGCAUGUUCACACCUUGCUGACGAUAAGGAAUGGGGCAUAACAAGACCCAGUGUGAGACCCCAAGGUUCAGAAUCUGGAUCCCUGGAGAAAUUUACUAAUGCUACCUUGAAGGAUGUGCUCUACAAAAAACUAAACCCAAGAGUUUGUGAGAGCAUAUCAGAGUCUCUCAGCAGUGAGGACUGCGCAUCACUUCUAAGUGAAAACGUUAGGUCACCUUCAUGUCAAUCAGAAAGACAGAUGUCACGGCCAAUGAAGGAGGGUAAUAAACCAGACCGGUUCGAUUUCAAAGCCCCCAACAUGGAGUUUGCUAGGAAGAGACAGUCCUUUGAGGAGAGGGAGGACUCUUUGUGUCGAAUUUCCCCUGGUGUUCAUGAAAGCAUUCACUUCAACACCACCAGGUCCAAAAGUCUUCAGCUGGAUAAUUCUUUGGUUUUAGAACAUGUGAAAGGGGGAAUGGGCAACAUUCACAGCACUUCUGGAAUUGGUGCCGAUUGUUUGUCCUCUAAGCUAUUCAGUGGAAGAGGUGAGAGUGCUGUUGAAAAGCUUCAGAUGAUCUCUUCUGAAGGUCCCAUCAGGAAGACCUCAUCAGAGUACAAAAUAGAGGGACGACUUGUGUCCUCUUUAAAGCCACUUGAGGGCACGCUGGACAUUGGUCUACUUUCUGGGCCUUGGGUUUCCAAGACUGACACAUGUCUCUUUAAAAUGGAAGAUAGCCAUUUUGAAAGUGGUAUAUUGGCAGGAGAUCCAUGUGUAAAACAGCUAAUUCAACAGAAAACUACAGAGAAACCGAAAGGUCCACAGGCAGGGACAACAGGGACUCCUAACUAUAAGGACCAUGUGAAUUUGAGCAGUAAAAACUUUACAAAAGAAGAAUCCAUGUCCAAUAAGGACUGUAUAGUUGGUCCUAUUUGCAGUGAAGCUCAACAUGAUAGAAAUAAAUUUAAUGAUGGAAUGAAGUUGCAAAUUACAACCUCUAAAGUGGAGUCCAAUCACGAAAGUGUGAAAUCGGAGAAUAGGCUAAAGACAGCUCAGGAGAUGAGGGCUGCACGGCACAUUGCUCAUUUUGCAUGUGGGAAAACGCCCUCCAUCAGGGAGGUCAGCAAUGAAGAUCAGGAAGACGAUAUAGAAAACCCUGAGGAGACAUCUUCAAACCAAACUGAAACUCAAAAGAUACAACCUAACCUUGUUUCUUCUUCUGUUAUUCUUCAGAUAAACUCUUUCCAGCAAACCCCAGAAGCUAAAUCUGGUGGUAAUCAUAGUGGUCUAAGUGAGGCACCAUCCAGUUUACCAAAAACAGUGUUGUCUACAGAGAUGGGUGGCCCACAAAGCAUCAGUAAAGACAAACCAGCCAAUACAAACAAAACUGUGAUCAUUGUAAAGCAGACCUAUCAAUCCAGACAGAUUACAGGCAAUGCACUUGGAACAAGCCCAACCUUGGCUGCAACCCAGACUCCAUUAGAUAGAAAGAACAGGCUGGGUAGCACCAAAGACUCUCUUGAAUUUAGUUCUGGGAAUCCUCAAGAUUUAAAUGGAGACAGAUCAGCAAGCACAGUAAGAAGUUUAGACAAAAGCGUAGAGACUACAUUCAGAGACAAAACGGGUGGCACACUAACCUCAAUUGCUGGCCCAGAGCAAGCUAACCUACAGACGCAUUUCACUGAAAAAGCCUCCAUCUCACAAAAUAUAUCUAUAUCUCCCUCUGUCCCAACAACCCUGUCAGUUGUGUCUUCUGUCUCAACACCUGUAGAAGCACCCGAAAGUCCUGUUAUUAAAAGACCUUUGUCUCUAAAGCCUACCCUUCAAAGAAAAGCAACACCAUCAUCCAUUGCUGCCCCACUGAAGGCCACGUCUGCCACAGAUUCACAGGCCCAAUCUGUCCUACAAAUUUCUGCAUUGGCCGAGGUGAAAACAACCACCGUCCAAGCUACACAGUCUGAAAAAAUAUGUGCCAAAAGCUCUGUUGGUUUGCCAAAUGGACAGACAGCUCAACUCUCCAAACAAAUCUCAGACAGAACACAAAAUUCCAGUGUGUCAAGUGGUAGUAAAGAAUCAAGUGUGCCGUCUCAACAGUGCUUCAAUAAAAACAAGGUUCAAGUAAAUUCUGAGGAGGAAAAUAGCCAAUCCAAUUUGAAGGUGAAGGUUGUUAAAACCAUGCCAACAUCUGGAGACAAAAUGGCAGGCUCAAGAGAUAAAAUGGCACCUAAAAAGGACUUAAAAUGCAGUGCGACUGAAAAUAUUGCUAGUGACUCUAACCCUUCAGUCAAAACUGAAGUUUCAAAGAGCUGUGAAAAGCAAGAAUCCCUCAUCAAAAGUCAAGUAGAUGUAAGUACUGCAUUGAAGCAGGACACUGGUGCCAGCCCACCAAAGACUAAAUAUUGUGACACUACAACUAGAGACACUGUGCAGUCUGCAAUUAAAACAGAAGAUAAGCAGAAAUUCAAGAGCAUUCUUAACUUAGACAACCAGAAAACCAGUAAGCAAGUAAUGGACAUUUUAAUGACAGAGACAUGUCAAGCCCAAACUGCAAUAAAACAGACACAAUCACCUGGUAGUGCUAUAUUGAAACAAACUCCAUUGAGUUCCAAAAACAAACCCAGAGUAGACUCUCCGCUUGUUACACAAUCUAUUGGUAAAGCAGUUGAACAUAAGGGUAAGCAAGAGAACAAAGCACAGCUACAACAAGUUGGCAAAGAAUUCAUAGUAAAACCAAAGGAGCCGAGAGAGUCUGUUUCAUCUACACCUAAAGCCCAGCCGCAGAAAGAAACCUGCAUUGGUUCUCAAGGUGUGCCAGUGUUGCCUGUUCCUGAUGUUAAAAUCCAUGUUUCUAGUGGGUCUCUUCCAGGUAAGGGCAGUGGUGGCACAGCUGAAAUACUCAGAACUUCUUCUAAGGGACAAAUGAAGCUCAGAAUUGAUGUUCCAAGGUCAGACUGUCUCAAGGGCUCUAGCACUAGCGAAGCCAUAGGGGCUACUGCUACUAUUACAUCCAGUCCUGAGGCUAAACAUGCCUCCAAUGAGUCAAAGGUGACUGAAAAACCGAUUUCAUCUAGUCGACAAGAGCAAGUAGAGAAGAGGAAGGAGCUCUCUCAAGAACCUUUGUCUGCACCCAAAACUACCCGUAAAGACUCAUCAAGAGGCAUAACGUUGGCAAAGGAUAGCACUACUGAAAAAGAUUCAGUCCGUUCUAAACAAACAAAGGAUCCGCAACGCAUUUCUGCUUGUAAAAAGUGAUAAAUUAUUGUAGUUGCCAAGGUUAUCGAAUUUUAAAAGGACUAUGAGGAUAUAAUCAUCAUUUUUGUCUAUAUGUAAUAUCAUCAAGCCUUACUAUAUGAGGACCGGUGAAGCUGUUACUUUGGGUUUUCUCGAGAAACCAUAUAGAGAUUAAUUUGUUUUUGUGUGUUGUGAACUAUUAAGCUUUGUUUAAAUAACAUGUCAAAAAAAGUUUAGGCUGAAUGUAGAUUUGUUUUGCUGCUGACUCAUGGUCACUUUUUAGAUCUCGCAAAAGCACCAGUAUUUAUUGUUGGUGUAUUGUUGCGUUGCCAUGUGAGUAACAAGUGGCGUGUGCAAUAAUUUUGGAGAGGUGAGUGGAGAUGCUUUUUUAAAGGCUUAAAUGAACUGUGUCAUAUCUGGUUGAGAGGAGUCUGGUACCAAACGAAAAGCACCUCAAAUGUAGAGCUGAGGUGCAUGUAGCUUCAUGCUCAUUCAAACUAAAGUUAUCAUGUAUUACGCUGGUUUUUGAAAAACAUACGUAGCAAUGGUGCUAUUAAUGUGGCUUACACUCUGCAAGCAGAACACUAAAAUUGUAUUUCUUUAUUAUUUUUCAUCUGGUCUUUUUUUUUUUUUUUUUCUUAUCAGCAAAGUUUUGUUUUGGGUUGUGGUGCACAGAGGAAAAGCACUAUGUGCUGUGCUUCUCACCUAGAACUGUUUUAUCUUGGAAUCAUCUUGUGGUUCUGGAAUCGUAGUGGAAGGGGCCUUAGAGGUUUUUGGGAGGAAUAUGACUUGCUGUUCUUAGCAGGUUUUGGCGAAAUUCACAUUCCUUUCACAUACAUUUCUAAGGAUUAAUUUGUAUGCAAUAUAUUGUAAAUACAGCAGCAUUAAUUGUACUGAGGGGUCAGUUAAAAUGAGUGUUGUAUGUUUUAUAUGUAUAUAUUUUGCUAUGUCAUAUGUUUGUAUACUGUACUCAAAGUCAUCUGCUCAUUAAAUCCACUGAUAAUGGAGCCUAAACUAGAAGAAAAUCAUAAUCUCAUUUUAAAAUGAAGUAUACUUGAAGUUUCACUUUGGUAUGUUGGGGUUAACCACAUGGAUUUUCUGAUAUGUAUUUUAAAUGACGCAGCAGAGUUGCUCUCCGAAUGUUGUCUUUAACAUUGUACUUGAUACCGCUAACAUUGAACUCAAGCAUUUACAUAAAACAGGGACAAGAUGUAGCACAUUAUGUAAAAGGCAAGUUUUAGAAACUAAAGGAUAACCCGUGAGGUUUGCUGUGUAGGUUAUAUUUACAACCUGUUUUUCCAAAUAAGUGAAAUGUCAAGCUUUUAGGGCUAACAUUUGCCAUUUGGCAUUAAUGUCCCCUGGUUUGGUUAAAGGGGCUAAUACAGGUAUAAUCAAAUGUACUUAAGUGAUUACUUGUGGUAAGUCAGGGCUUUUGGUAAGUGUCAGGUGUUUCACCCCAUGUAUUUUUCAUUGUUCAGUCAGUGCUAACCUGUUCAUAUGCAAAUUACAACACUUAGAAAUGGGAAUUGUGUAAUACUUAAAAGUAUUUUUGCUAUUGACUUCAUAUCUCUAGUCAUGCAAAAGAAUUGUUCAGUGCAUUUCUUAUAUAUCCGAGGCGUUUCAAACUCUAUCAAAGUAAUCCCUUUUUCUUCCCAUAAGUUUAAAAGCAUAUUUGUAAUUAGUUACGCUUGAUCUAUAGACAGUUGCAUAGUGACCAACGAAGGUUAGCAACAGAAAAGAGGAGAUUGUGAAUUGUUUUCUCUUUUAAUACUUGGUCUUACUGUUAAACCUGACAUAGCUCUACAGGUAUAUAUGCAACACAUAAAGCAAAGUAACCGUAUAUCUACAGUACCGUCCAUUUAAGUACACUUGUAUUGCUAAACACCUAUGGUAUAUUACAGUAUGAUAUUAAAGUACUUACAAUAUUAAAAGUGUUUAUGUAAGCAAAGAGAAUAUAGAUGAGCUGGACACACAAACAUGUUUAAGUAUCUAAAUAUCAGAAUGUACCAUGUGACGAAAAGCUAAUAAAAUGGAUUGUAGAGAUUUUAAACUAUUAGCAGACGGAAGUUUCUGUUCCUCAUAGACUUGACAAAUGUAGUUAAGUCUGAAGAGAUACAGUGCACCUUAAAAUUAAAAACGCAAUGCUUCCUGGGAUUUUAGGGAAGAGUUUCUCAGCAUAAUAUGAACUUUAGUGAUAGAAAAUGUGAAUGUUUUAUAUGGCAUAUGCAUUGUCUAUGAUCUAUUAUCAAUAGUAUAGCAAUGAAUUAACCCCAAACAUUUUUGUUAGAACAUAAUUAUUCUUUCCCUUGCCUUUUCUGACAAUUGAUGUUUAAAUCCUAAAAGAAGCACAUUAAAUGUUUAUUUACAACUACUUCAUGGAUGUAUAUUUUGUACAUUGUGUUAUUUGCCAAAUUAACAUGCUAUGUCACAGGACAUUAUGCUGUAAUCGAUGUGUGUGAGUUUCUCUUAGUAUACACUUGCCGUCGAAGACUGUCGGUGGGUAGCCUAAUUGUUUGUUGUCUUUCCAGUUCAAAAUGUUCUUGCUUGUUUCCUUGAGUUUCCUUUCUUUUCUCUGUAUAUGUGCGAAAACAGUGUUUAUCUAGAUGACCCUGCUUAUCAUUAUCUUUUAGGAUCUGUGCAAUAAGAGAUGUGGUUUUGAGUUUUGUAUAU
This is a messenger RNA of Myxocyprinus asiaticus (Chinese sucker), 10585 nucleotides long. Its product is annotated as microtubule-associated serine/threonine-protein kinase 4-like. Lineage: Eukaryota; Metazoa; Chordata; Actinopteri; Cypriniformes; Catostomidae. Gene Ontology annotation, biological process: intracellular signal transduction; peptidyl-serine phosphorylation. Gene Ontology annotation, molecular function: magnesium ion binding; protein serine/threonine kinase activity; protein binding. The coding region runs from base 143 to 7936 and encodes 2597 amino acids. The transcript has 29 exons. The record is from RefSeq and is a predicted model, not a curated record.